Molecule: messenger RNA, 2055 nt
Organism: Rotaria sp. Silwood1
Lineage: Eukaryota; Metazoa; Rotifera; Eurotatoria; Philodinida; Philodinidae
Source: the annotation of a GenBank genome assembly
AUGGAAAAAACUGAACAACUUCACGAGAAAUCUACAUUACAUGAUGAUCAUCUUGAAAUAUUUAGUCUUCUGUGGAUUAGGAAUGAAGUUAACAAAAAUGAGAAAAAUCAAAAUAAUGAACAUAAAUUACGUGCAAUUAUUAAUUAUUUGAAAAUAUUUGAACAUAUUGAUGAAUGUCAACAAUACAUUCAAACAAUGUCAAAAGAAGAUCGUUCUGUUUUAAUCGUUAAUGAUCAAUUUAGUCGUGAACUAAUACCAACUAUUCAUAAUCUUUGUCAAAUAUCUUCUAUUUAUAUUUAUUGUUCUAAUGAAAACAAAAACAAGCAAUGGAGUAAACAGUUUCCUAAGAUUAGAGCCAUAACUAAUCAAUUUGACGAAAUUCUUACUCGAAUUGAAGUCGAUCAGAAGAUACGAAUGAAAAUAGAAGAACCGUUAUCAAUUAAACCAUUGAAUGUUGACGAUGAAAUAAAUCUACCGACAAAAAAACUUGAUGAAUCUUGCAUUUAUUUUCAAACUCUUAUCGAUAUUUUACUUCGAAUACGAUCUAAUGGAGAAGAUAUAAAUGAACUUUUUUAUCUUUGUAAGAAAGAAUACAAGGGUAAUAGAAAUCAUCUAGCUCUUCUUCGAGAAUUUCAACAAAAUUAUUCAUCUAAUGCAGCAGUACAAUGGUACAUUCAUAGACCAUUUUUACAGAAAAUAUUAAACAAAGCUUUUCAAUUAGAAAACAUUGAUAUACUCUAUCUAUUUCGUUCAUUUAUUCGAGAUAUUUAUCAUCAAUUAAGAUACAAUCAAUAUCAAUCACCAGUUCGAUUAUAUAAAGGUCAAUUAAUGUCAAAAAAACAAUUGAAUUACUUAAAAAAGUUCACUGGAAAAUUAAUUUCUGUCAAUUCAUUUUUAUUAACAAGUACUGAUAGAGAAACAGUCAUCAAUGAUUUAGAAGAAACGACUCCUUCAAAUAACAUGCAAAAAGUAUUAUUCGAUAUUGAUGUUGAUCCUGGAGAAGAUAUUUCAAUACCUUUUGCAAAUAUAAACUUAGAUUAUGAUCAAGAUGAUAAUAAGAAUAUAUUAUUUAUGGUCGGCUCUAUUUUUCGACUUGUUAGUAUUUCUUAUGACAAAGAUAAAAGAUGUAUCAUUAAAAUAAAAUUAUGUAAUGAAAAUGAACCAGAUUUACAACAACUGUUUGAAAAUAUGAGAAAAGAAAAUGGAUAUGGAGAAACAAAUCUUCUUGUAUUAGGAAUGAUAUUAAGAGAUAUGGGUAAAUUUGAUCUUGCUGAAAAAUAUCUAUUUCGUAUGCUCAAACAACUUCCUCCUAAUGAUCCAUUACUUGAUGCUUUGUAUCCUGCACUUGGUUUAAUAGCAAAAGAUAAAGAUGAUUAUGAUAAGUGUUUACGUUGGUAUCGUAAAGCAUUAAAGAUUUACAAGGUAACUCGUCAAUCUGAUUAUCUUACUAUUGGUGAUACAUACAAUACUAUUGGCAUGAUUUAUCAUGAUAACAAAUAUCAAUAUGACAAGGCAUUAGACUAUUUCAAUAAGGCUAUUUUACUUUUCAAACAAUCUGAUGCUGAGAUGCAUCCAAUAAUGGCUAAACUUUAUGAUAGUAUUGGAGCUGUUCACGAAGACCAAAGAAAUUAUUCUCAAGCACUUAUAUAUUAUCAAAAAUCGCUUAAUAUUAAGAAAAAACAUCUUCCUACUAAUCAUCUUGGUUUCAGUGUAUCAUAUAAAAACAUUGCUGCUGCUAAUGGAUAUCUUGGACAUUAUGAUACUGCAUUAGAAUUCUACAAAAAAGCACUCGACAUUCAGAUGAAAUCAUUUUCACUAAAACAUCCUGAUAUUGCUGUUACAUAUGCAAAUAUGGCUGCUAUAUAUGCUGCUAAGAAUCGAUCACAACAAGCAUUAACCUACUGGCAUAAAGCAAACGAUAUCUUACGUAAUACACUAUCUCCACAACAUCCAUUAGUUAUUAAAAUUGACGAGGAAAUUCGACUUGCUGCAUCAAAAGUUACAAACCAUGAACCAAUAAAAAAGACAGAACGAAAACGUGUAACAGCAACUUAA